GAUCUGCGACUUGUGGGCGCGGAGGCCGACCCUGAAACAGGCCUGAUUGUCUAAGGACGCCAUCAAUAAAUCCUCGUUUCUUGAGUUGGGAUGACAUGUCAAUGGGACACCCUGCAACUCUGGGAGCAAAGGUGUAGAACGUUGACAUCCACCAUCUGAGCAGCUUGAACGCAUGAUCGAUCCUGAUCCGAUCGUCACGUCACCGUUGUCUCGUCACUGCACACAAGUUCACACGCCAAAUUUCCCCCGCCCCCAAGCCUCAGGCACAAUCCAUCUCCAAAGUGAACCAGGCUGAUCUGCUCGGACCACGUACACCUAUCCGCAAACCCCUCAAAUACAGCUUUGAGCAGGAUACUGAGGACAUCGCUUCACAUUCGUCUGCUUCUUAACUUGCGAUCCUACAGAAGCCAUCAAGUUCAUGACCAUUUCGCCAUAUGUCCCUUUCUUCCAGCCGCUCGAAACCGCUGCCCAACCGGAGCGUCAACAGUCUCAGAAAUGGAGGAAGAGCCUCCAGAGACUCCUCCAGGGUCCGUCGGAAAUCUAUCACUACGAACGAUGCCUACCUUUACGCUCUACGAGUGGCCUACCUGUCGUACUUGCUGCAGCCCCGUAAAACCAGGAAGAAACAUGUCGAGACCAGGCCUGCGGUCAACCGCACGAGCACUUCCCAUUCCUUCAAUGACCUUAUGAAAGAUUUUACCAUGGUCCGAGAUGCAAAGAGCGCAAGGUUUCCCCAUGACUUCAUUAAAGAGCUGGAAAAGAGGCUGCAAGGCAUUCUUGUGGGGAGAGAGAAGCGGCAGGAAUACCAUGACCCUGUGGUCAAAAGGGUCUUUGCUAUAUUCCUCAAUACUCUGUCCGAUCCGGCUUUCAAGAAGCGCAUGGAGGCGGAUCGAAGGGCUGAAGAUCUGGUGCUCAUCUUCUUCUCCACAGCCACCAAGGAAUUACAGAAGGGUCAUCCUGCGGGCGACGAUGCUAUCAAGCGCAUGGUUGAUCGCCACGUCGCCCUUUUCGUUCGCCUUCUUUCUUUGAUUCUCAGGGAUCGUGACUGGGCCAAGGACAAACCCGACUUGGCCGCUCGGUUGCAGACUCUCGAGUCCAAGUUGCUGAAGGGUGAUGACAAUCUAGCCACAUCGCAAGCAAAUGGAGAAUGGACGACCAUCGAGGAGGUGGUACCUCUCACCUAUGAGGUCAAGGACAUGCCUCUGGUUCAGGUCGUGGGGCGCAUCUUUGGCCUGACCAAUACCAUGAUGCAGUCAGACAUCACGAAGAACAAGCCGGUCUGGACAGAAAAGGCAGCCCUUCAAGAUCUGAAGACGUACCAGCAACACCUCACCCUGGGGACGAAGUUGACCUUGAAUUCCAACGACUUCGAUACCCAAGAAGCAUACGAGAGCUGGAAGAGAAGCGAAGGCCCUGACCUUUCCCAGCUGAUGCUAGCCAUCAUCCAGGCAAAUCCCGAGUUGGCUAAAAGCACUCCGGGCGGCGCUUUGCCUCAGUUCAAUCCCCAGAAUGAGCCUUCCAGUCCCUCAGAUUCUCAUUAUGCCGAACUCUCCCGAGCCAUCUCGCAAUCUGGAGACUCUUCUUCCUACGUCUUAGAUCUGCCGGCGGAUCUAAGCUCGCUUCAACUGGAUUCGGGGGAUUCCUCCCACUAUGACGACAAUGCCGCGCAAGUCUAUACCUUUAUACCUCCCGAUACCAGAGCCAUGUUUCGAUUUGUUAUGCUUCAAGCCCUUAAUCAUGACCUUAACGAUAAGAUGAAUGGCAGUGCCAGCGGUCCAGAAGGUGGCCGCCUGUUCUCCAAAGAGACUACAGAGCUAUUGAAUGAAAUUGCUUUGAGAUGGCGGAUACCCAAAUUCACUCGCAUUGUCCUCUUUCUGGAUGUCGUCCGCGAGAAAUUUAUUGAGAACCAGCUCAGUCUGGAAAUGCUCGAUGCUGCCUUCAACUACGUCAAGGAGCCACUUCAGGAUGACCAUAAGAACAAGAGGAGUUCUUUGAUCAUGAGUUCAACCUUGUAUGAUCGAAACAAUUGGACCGUUGCCGAUUUUGCCUUGAUGGGCAGGUUACUCAACACCAUCUAUGAGACGUUACUUCGAGAUCUGUACGAAGUGAUCAUGACAUCCUAUGCCGACAAGGCGCAAUUACCGAGGUUGGGGGUCAUCAUGGCAGUCAUAGAUGAGCAUAUCCGAAGCGACCCGAACUUCAAUCAGAACCCUGAGGAUUUUGAAAACUUCAAGAAUGCUGCCAUUGACGGGUUAGCAACCGAGGCGCGGAAGAUAUACGACUCUCUUUUGGAUCGCGAGCUUCCUCAAGAAAAUGAAAAGUGGGAAUUUUAUCACAUCCAACAAUUGGCAAAGGCUGUGUUGAAGCUGGCAGAAAAGGUGCAGAAGAGAUUCAGAAAGAAUCCAGAAAUCCUCGGUAUCAAUCCACUGAUGAUCUUGAUCAACUGUACUCUUCCAGCGUUUGCGGAGGACUCAAAGGCAAUGGUAGAGCAAAUCCUCAAUGUUGCUCAAAGAGACGGAUUUGAGGUCACAAUCCAGGAUGGGUUUGAUUUGUACAAGGAGUUGAGCGAGUUCCGUCGUGUUCACGCUGACGCCUUACCGCAUCUCCCCUUUCCCUACAAAAUCGAAGAUUUACUGGCUGAUUUCGUCUGGCGAUGGAUCAAGACCACUGAGACCCAAGUCAUUGGAUGGGUCGAGAAUGCAGUCAAACAGGAUCAGUUCAAGGUCAGGACGCAAGUGCCGAACCAGACUCCCACUGAGGACGAACGCCACUCGACUUCCGUUCUCGAUAUUUUCAGCUCGUUCAACCAAGUCGUCAACCAAGUCAGCGAACUCAAUUGGGACGACGAUUUCAGUUACGCAAAGUUUAUGACGGCGCUUUCGAAGGCCAUCGGCCAGGGUGUUUCGAGGUAUUGUGAAUUGCUCGAUCAGAUGUUCAGUAAAGAGAUGGACAGAUUGACUCCUGAGCAAGAAGCUGCUGCAAAUAUGACGAGACAGGAGAAAUGGGUCCAACUGGCCAAAGACACCUGGAACCAGAAAGAAAGGGUUGAGCCUUUUAACUUCUACCCGGAGUCGUUCGUCAAACUCAACGACAUCUUGUUCGCCAUUCAACAGUGGGACAAGCUGGAGACGGAGGUCAAUGUGGAUGCAUGUGCCGAAGUCAUCAAAAAGUAUGCUCCGCCACUAGCGCAACGGCCCAAAAAGACAUCGAAUUAUGUUUUCACCAUUAAGAUUGUGGAGGCCGAAGAUCUCAAAGCUUGUGAUGUUAGUGGAUUCAGCGACCCUUACGUUGUUUUGACGGACGAAUACCAGAAGAGAUUGUUCAAGAGCAGGAUAGUCUACCGCAAUCUGAAUCCACGAUGGGACGAAUCGGUCGACAUCACUACACAAGGACCUCUCAAUCUCAUUGCCACCAUCUGGGAUUGGGAUGCCAUGGGCGAUCACGACUACGUGGGAAGGACUUCGCUCAAAUUAGAUCCUUCACACUUUAGCGACUUCUUGCCUCGAGAAUACUGGCUGGACCUUGAUACUCAAGGACGAGUCAUGGUCCGCGUCAGCAUGGAAGGAGAGCGAGACGACAUUCAGUUCUACUUCGGCAAGGCUUUCAGAAGUCUUCAACGGGCGCAGCGGGACAUGACCCGAAAGAUCACUGACAAACUUUCGGCGUAUAUCAACCAUUGUCUCUCGCGACGUGCACUCAGGUCUUUACUCAAUCGGGGCAUCUCUAUGGCCAAUGUGUCUGCCAAUGUGUCGUCAUUCUUUGCGCGAAACCGAGCAUCGUUGGCUCCAACCACUACCAUGCCCACGGAUCCUGAGAUUGUCAACGCUUUGAAACCGCUCUUUGACUACUUCGACGACAACUUUGCUAUCAUGCAACAAACCUUGACGUCGGAAGCAAUGAUUGCAGUUAUGACACGCAUUUGGAAAGAAGUCCUCGUCACCGUGGAAGCUCUCCUUGUCCCGCCUCUGUCAGACAAACCUUCCCAACAAAAAGCCCUCACGCAACAAGAACUCGACAUAGUCUUCAAGUGGCUACAAUCUCUCCUUGAAUUCUUUAAUGCCGUCGACGAAGAAACUGGGGAAGCAAACGGCGUGCCUCUCAAUGUACUGAAGAGUCCGAAGUAUCACGAACUACAAAUGCUCAAUUUCUUCUAUUUUGAGCCGACGGAAUCUCUCAUUCGCGAGUCCGAAAGGAUGGCCAGCGCGACGGCUGCAAGUCAACAAAUGCAUCGCUCAAGAUUUUCUGCCCCGGCCAAUCUGAGCAAUCACCUGGGUGCGGGCGGUCUCCUCGACCCCGGCAAUCUUGCGGGAGCGCGCCGAGCUAAGAGCAUUUUGCUCUCCCGCAAUCUCGGCACAAAACGCAAGGCUAAAGAAGAAAAAUGGAAAGCUGCUCAAGCGGAACCGAAUGAUGACAUGAUACUGAGGAUUUUGAGAAUGAGACCUGAGGCAAGUGGGUACUUGAGGGAUCGGAGCAGGCAGAAAGAGAGGCUUGCGGCAGCGGCCGCGGCCGAGAUGAUUGUGAGACAGAGUCUCCUGAGUGGAGGUGGAAGGAUGACAGGACCUUCAGUAAUACGAAGGUAGCCAGCAGAGAGGAGGGCUCAUUUCCUUUGUGCAGGGGACGGUAAGGGAAUGGACGAAGAAUGAGUAAUGAGGCUGACUUGAGAUUGUUUUGUGUCAUGAAAGGCAUGUGGCUGGGUCACAAAGGAUAUGUUUGUCGAUUUGGGUCUCGGUCGGCGCAGUCGCAUUACUUCUGGGUCAGUGACUGGUGUACAGGCGCAUUGGGAGAGGGCCAAGGGGGCAUGGGGGAGUUCAUGACGGAAUCUGGUAAUGCUGACGGCGAGAUGGAAUGCAUGAAGUCAAGUUAAUACCCAGGUUACAGAUCGUAAGUCAAGUGGGCAUCGGCCCUACAGAACAUGUUCAAGGUAUCUGGUUUUCUCAAGACUUCUGGGUUCUGGCAUGUUUAAACUGCCUUUUAUAAUACUGAGCAGCGCCUUUGUCCAUUUUCUGCGUUGGCUUGACGAGGUUGUUUGGGGGCGAGGCAGCCUUGUUCGGAAUGAUUGGUUGGGGCUGGGGCGCAAAUCCAUACACAAUUGUCAAUUGGACUGGAUGUUGCUGCUUAGAGUAUUACUUUGUUCGACCUGCAUGACUCGCAACACUGGGAUGAUUCUCU
Cladophialophora immunda is the source of this 5169-nucleotide messenger RNA. RefSeq lists its product as uncharacterized. The record is from RefSeq and is a predicted model, not a curated record. Lineage: Eukaryota; Fungi; Ascomycota; Eurotiomycetes; Chaetothyriales; Herpotrichiellaceae. The transcript has a single exon. The coding region runs from base 435 to 4580 and encodes 1381 amino acids.